Ordospora pajunii is the source of this 372-nucleotide messenger RNA. Its product is annotated as ribosomal protein S24. The record is from RefSeq and is a predicted model, not a curated record. Gene Ontology annotation, cellular component: ribosome. The transcript has a single exon. Gene Ontology annotation, molecular function: structural constituent of ribosome. Bases 1 to 372 code for a protein of 123 amino acids. Gene Ontology annotation, biological process: translation. NCBI's taxonomy places the organism in Eukaryota, Fungi, Microsporidia, Ordosporidae.
AUGAGAGACAACAAGCUUCUGUCAAGAAAGGAGCUUGAGGUUGUUGCACAUCAUCCGGGAAUGGCAGGCCCGUCAAAGGAUGAGGUGCGAGACAAGAUUUCUGAGCUGUAUCAGACAAACAAGAAGAACAUUGUGAUUGCAGGGAUGAACAACAGAUAUGGGACGCACAGGUCAAUGAUGAAUGCAAGAAUAUAUGCAUCUGCAGAUAUUCUAGAGCAAAUUGAGAAGAAAAACAUUGUUUCAAAGAUGACAGGGACAGAGAUAAAGGUCAAGCCCAGGAGGAUUAGAAAGGACGAGAGGAAGAAGAGCUAUAAGAUGUUUGGUACUCUUAGGAGAAACAUGAAGAAGGCCGAAAAGAAGAGCAAUAAAUGA